This is a messenger RNA of Rhinolophus ferrumequinum (greater horseshoe bat), 1956 nucleotides long. It is a transcript of the gene IGSF21, whose product is annotated as immunoglobin superfamily member 21. The record is from RefSeq and is a predicted model, not a curated record. Gene Ontology annotation, cellular component: adherens junction. NCBI's taxonomy places the organism in Eukaryota, Metazoa, Chordata, Mammalia, Chiroptera, Rhinolophidae. Gene Ontology annotation, biological process: homophilic cell-cell adhesion; heterophilic cell-cell adhesion. The coding region runs from base 388 to 1794 and encodes 468 amino acids. The transcript is spliced from 10 exons.
GGGCGCUCGCGCCGCCGGAGAGGCGAGCGCGAGGCAGAGAGAGCGCGAUUCAGCUCCAAACUCCCGCGCUGCCGCGCAUCCGACACCGGGCCGCGCUGGGUGCCGCUCGCACUCGGGGAGCCGGGGACCAGCAGCCGCGGCUCGCGGGGAGGACGCCCGGAGUGCGAGAGUCGCAGCGCCCCGCAGAGCCUGAGCCGAGUCGAGCCGGGUGCGCGGGCUGCCCGGCCGCGGCGGCAUGGGGGCGCCCCCGCGGCGCCCCGCGCUGUUCUCUACGGUCUCGGCCGGUGGCCGGAGGCAGGAGCGCGCCUGAGCCCAUGGCGAGGGGACCUGCAGCCGCCGCCUCCUUCACCUCCGCCGCCCCGCCACCGCCGCCAGCGCCCCGGCACCAUGCGAGCCGCCCCGAGCCUCCGCCACUGCGUCUGCCUGCUGCUCGCCGCGAUUCUGGACCUGGCGCGCGGCUACUUGACUGUCAACAUUGAGCCUCUCCCACCCGUGGUGGCUGGUGAUGCCGUGACCUUGAAGUGUAACUUCAAGACCGAUGGUCGCAUGCGCGAAAUCGUGUGGUACCGGGUGAUGGAUGGUGGCACCAUCAAGCAGAAAAUCUUUACUUUCGAUGCCAUGUUCUCCACCAACUACUCGCACAUGGAGAACUACCGCAAGAGAGAGGACCUGGUGUACCAGUCCACAGUGAGGCUGCCCGAGGUCCGCGUUUCCGACAACGGUCCCUACGAGUGCCACGUGGGCAUCUAUGACCGCGCCACGCGAGAGAAGGUGGUCCUGGCCUCAGGCAACAUCUUCCUCAACGUCAUGGCUCCUCCCACCUCCAUCGAAGUGGUGGCCGCUGACACACCAGCCCCCUUCAGCCGCUACCAAGCCCAGAACUUCACGCUGGUCUGCAUCGUGUCCGGAGGGAAACCAGCACCCAUGGUGUAUUUCAAAAGAGAUGGGGAGCCCAUCGAUGCAGUGCCCCUGUCAGAGCCACCGGCUGCAAGCUCUGGCCCCCUCCAGGACAGCAGGCCCUUCCGCAGCCUCCUGCACCGUGACCUGGACGACACCAAGGUGCAGAGGUCACUGUCCCUGCUGGACACUGAGAACCGGGGUGGGCGGCCCUACACGGAGCGUCCCUCCCACGGCCUGACCCCAGACCCCAGCAUCUUCCUCCAGCCAACCACCGAGAACAUCCCCGAGACGGUGGUGAGCCGCGAGUUCCCCCGCUGGGUCCACAGCGCCGAGCCGGUCUACUUCCUGCGCCACAGCCACGCCCCGGCCAGUGACGGCACGGUGGAGGUGCGUGCCCUGCUCACCUGGACACUCAACCCGCAGAUCGACAAUGAGGCCCUCUUCAGCUGCGAGGUCAAGCACCCAGCGCUUUCGAUGCCCAUGCAGGCAGAGGUCACACUGGUUGCCCCCAAAGGACCCAAAAUCAUGAUGACGCCCAGCAGAGCCCGGGUCGGGGACACCGUGAGGAUUCUCAUUCACGGAUUUCAGAACGAAGUCUUCCCAGAGCCCAUGUUCACGUGGACACGGGUUGGAAACCGCCUCCUGGACGGCAGCACGGAGUUCGAUGGGAAGGAGCUGGUGCUAGAGCGGGUCCCCGCCGAGCUCAAUGGCUCCAUGUACCGCUGCACGGCCCAGAACCCACUGGGCUCCACCGACACACACACCCGGCUCAUUGUGUUCGAAAACCCAAAUAUUCCAAGAGGAACAGAGGACUCCAAUGGUUCCGCUUCUGGCCCUGCCGGCGUCCGGCUCACCUUGGUGCUCGUCCUGACAGUGGUCCUGGAGCUGACGUGAAGGUUGGGCCCCUGUCCCCACCACUCCAUCAGGCACCGACAUCUCUGCGAUUGCUUUUCAUUUCUUUUCUAAACUAUUUCCAGUCUUGUUCUUAGUCUCUUUCUGUCUGUGUCUUGGCUUCUUCAGUCAGUUUAAUUAAAACAAACAGAAUGAUUUUCCCCA